Messenger RNA from Planococcus citri (citrus mealybug), 1853 nucleotides. RefSeq names its product esterase E4-like. The coding region runs from base 97 to 1812 and encodes 571 amino acids. The transcript is spliced from 10 exons. Lineage: Eukaryota; Metazoa; Arthropoda; Insecta; Hemiptera; Pseudococcidae. The record is from RefSeq and is a predicted model, not a curated record.
CUGUUUACCUACAGUUGAACAUAUUGAGCAUCUCGAAUCCGAGCUUCAUCAACUGAAUCAUUUAGUUAACGUACAUACUACGAGAAAGUUAUCGAAAUGGGUUCGAAUUCGUUCGUGUUCUUACUUUUCAUUUUAUUUAGCUGCGCAAAUUGUGAUUUUUUGUUACAACCACAGAAUGGACAGAUCGACGGGGGCAAAGUAAGGUUGAAGAAAAGCGAAAAAUUCAAUAAUGCUCUGAAUACGGGACACUACGAAGGAAUUCUACGUUUAAAGAAUGGAAUUAUCAAUGGAACCAUUGGAUACACAAAGAGUGGAAGACAAUACAUGCAGUUUUAUGGAAUUCCGUUUGCAGAACCUCCAGUUGGAGAAUUACGAUUCAAGAAUCCUGUACCAGCUAAACCAUGGAACGGUAUCAGGGAUGCUUCUCAACCACCUCCAAAAUGCAUCCAACCCAAUUAUAGAUCUGGAGGAGGACUGGCCGGACAAGAGGACUGUCUGUACCUGAACGUCUUCGUACCAAAAGAUUUAUUUAUCGCUUCCUCUGGUAAGAUACCAGUAAUGAUCGGUAUUCAUGGAGGAGCAUUUACAACUGGCGCUUGUAUAGAAUACACCCCUGAUUACAUAAUGGAAAGAGACGUUAUAUUUGUAACAACGAAUUACCGAUUGAGUCUUUUAGGGUUCUUCGGUUUGAACAAUGAUCAACUCAGCGGUAAUUUCGGACUGAAAGAUCAAUCUUUGGCCAUCAGAUGGGUGAGCAAAAAUAUCGCUAGAUUUGGAGGCGAUCCUCAAAACGUCACAUUAAUCGGCCAAAGCGCCGGCUCAGCUUCUGUACAUUUACAAAUGUUCUCUCCACUCAGCAAAGGACUGUUUCAAAAAGCAAUCAUGCAAAGCGGCAGCGCAUUUUCUCGUUGGGCUGUUGCAAAUGAAACAACCACGAAGUAUAAAAAUAAGAUAAUUCUACAGAAAACCGGAUGCGACUCAAACGAUACUCUGGAAAUACUCAAGUGUUUGCAAAGCGUACCAGCAGAAGAUCUUACCGCCAUUGGACUCCAAUUCGAUGGUGGUGUAAAACUCGCCCCUAUAGUAGAGUCGAAGGUGAAAAAUCGACCAUUUUUGCCCGUGAAACCUGCUCCUGAUACGUAUCAGACUCGAGUGCCAUGGCUCACUGGGGUAAAUUCCGGAGAAGGUGCAAUGUUCGUGCAAGGAUACUUGAGUAAUGGAACAUGGAUGGCCAAGCAAAUAAAUUCAAACAGAAGGAAGUACAUUCCAAAUCUAAAUCAAUAUGAUAUCACAGCCAAACCCGAGGAUAUCGACACAGUCACUCAAAAAGUUAUCGAUUUUUACUUCGGGGCUGAAAAAAUAGGACUGGAUACAGCGAGCGAGUUGGUCAACAUGAUGACUGAUUCAACCUUCAUGCAGCCUUUUAGAAAAACUGUACAAUCGAGCAAUGAAUCGCAAUACGUCUAUCUUUACGACCAUGAAGGAACUUCCUCGUUUCUGUCGUACAAUAAUUUAACACUUUGCUUGGGUGUCGGCCACGCCCACGAGCUCCCUCUGAUCUACCGUCAGGAAUCCUUUGAAUCCCGAUGGAACUUGCAGGAUAAAAAAGUAUCCAGUAAUCUUUUGAAAUUCUGGAUUAAUUUUGCUAUUUCAGGAGAUCCUAAUAGGCACUGUGUGAAAAAAGUAUGGAAACCAGUGCAAUCUGAGGAUAUUGAAUACUUGCACAUUAAAACCGAUUCUAUGAUAAUGAAAAAGAAUCCUUUUCAGGAAAGGUUUGAAUUUUGGGAAUCAUUGCCAACAGGAUGGAAUUGAUGAAUGCGGUUUUCAAUUUCAAAUAAAUUAUACAGUGGUUU